Danio aesculapii is the source of this 5173-nucleotide messenger RNA. It is a transcript of the gene has2, whose product is annotated as hyaluronan synthase 2. The transcript has 4 exons. Gene Ontology annotation, molecular function: hyaluronan synthase activity. The coding region runs from base 516 to 2174 and encodes 552 amino acids. Lineage: Eukaryota; Metazoa; Chordata; Actinopteri; Cypriniformes; Danionidae. The record is from RefSeq and is a predicted model, not a curated record. Gene Ontology annotation, biological process: extracellular matrix assembly; hyaluronan biosynthetic process.
UAAGACUUACAGGAAGCAUAAACUUAAAGCGUCUGGAAGAAAUUAGACGCAGAAAAAGACAAGUCCACUACUUCAACCUGUGCGCUUGGGGGGAAAAAAACUUGAAUGAAUUACAUCUUGAUUCACCAACAUUGACUACUGUUGGAUAACCCUUUUUUUUUUUUUUUUUUUUUUUUUUUUUUAGGAAAAAAGAAACUUUUAAAAACUUGUUUCUUAAAUUUGCUGACAUUUUUAGAAUGAACUGCCAAGAUGCUCAUAAAGACCUCAUCACGACAACAGACUGAUGCAAACUUUAAAUGAUGUUUUGGACGAGGCGAGAUGUUCUGUGGAAAACGUGGAUACUGUACAUUUCUGCAUUUCAAAGCAAGGAGUUUUUAAAUGCUCCAUGCCGGUCUCCUCUGUACUUUCCCCCAAAACUUGUAUGGGAAGGUUUGUAGAGUGUCUGGAGAGUGCAGACCCUCGUCGGACAGCAUCCCUGUUCAACUAACGGGACAUCUCCACAGAGCUCCUCCAAGAUGAGAUGUGAUAAAGCGGUGAGCUACUUAAGGAUUGUUGGGACGACACUGUUCGGCAUUUCACUGCUUGUGGGAAUCUCUACUGCUUAUAUCAUGGGGUAUAAGCUCGUAACAACUCCAGGCAACUAUUUGUCCUUUGGUCUUUAUGGAGCAAUUCUUGUCAUCCACCUCAUCAUCCAAAGUGUGUUUGCCCUACUGGAACACAGAAACAUGAAACGCUCCUUGGAAACACCGAUUAAACUCAACAAGUCACUGGCCCUAUGCAUUGCAGCCUAUCAGGAAGACCCCAACUACCUGAGAAAGUGUUUAAUAUCAGUGAAGAGGCUCACGUAUCCGGGUAUAAAGGUCAUAAUGGUUAUCGAUGGAAACAACGAUGAUGACUGCUACAUGAUGGAGAUCUUUCGAGACAUCAUGGGCCGGGACAAGGCAGCCACGUACAUUUGGAAAAGCAACUAUCACCACAGAGGACCGGAAGAAACUGAAGAAUCAUACGCUGAGAGCUUGCAGCACAUUUCUCGCCUGGUUCUCAAUAAUAAAUGUGUGUGCAUCAUGCAGAAGUGGGGCGGGAAAAGAGAGGUCAUGUACACCGCCUUCAAAGCCCUGGGAAGAAGUGUCGACUAUGUACAGGUAUGUGAUUCAGACACCAUGCUGGACCCGGCCUCCUCUGUAGAGAUGGUGAAGGUUCUAGAAGAAGAUCCCAAUGUUGGAGGAGUAGGUGGAGAUGUGCAGAUAUUGAACAAAUAUGAGUCGUGGGUCUCCUUCCUGAGCAGCGUGAGGUAUUGGAUGGCGUUCAAUAUCGAAAGAGCCUGCCAGUCAUAUUUCGGGUGCGUUCAAUGUAUCAGCGGACCCUUGGGGAUGUACAGGAACUCCCUGCUCCACGAGUUCUUGGAGGACUGGUAUGAUCAGACAUUCAUGGGAAGCCACUGCAGUUUUGGCGAUGACCGCCAUCUGACCAAUCGAGUACUGAGCUUGGGAUAUGCCACGAAAUACACUGCUCGCUCCAAGUGCUUGACCGAGACGCCUAUUACUUACCUGCGCUGGCUCAAUCAGCAAACCCGCUGGAGUAAAUCCUAUUUCAGAGAGUGGCUUUACAACUCCUUGUGGUUCCACAAGCACCACUUGUGGAUGACCUAUGAGGCCGUCAUCACCGGCUUCUUCCCGUUCUUCCUCAUCGCUACUGCCAUCCAACUGUUCUACCAGGGCAGGAUCUGGAAUAUCCUUCUGUUCCUGCUGAUUGUCCAAGUCGUGGCACUCAUAAAGUCCUCGUUUGCUAGUUGCCUCCGAGGCAACAUCGUCAUGGUCUUCAUGUCAUUCUACUCAGUGUUAUAUAUGUCAAGUCUGCUACCAGCAAAGAUGUUCGCAAUAGCCACCAUAAACAAAUCCGGAUGGGGAACGUCUGGAAGGAAGACCGUAGUGGUGAACUUCAUCGGACUCAUUCCGAUUUCAAUUUGGUUCACUAUUCUUUUCGUUGGCAUUAUUUAUACGAUAAUCCAAGAGACGCGAAAACCCUUUCCUGAAUCCGAAAAGGUAGUUUUGAUAAUCGGCGCAAUUGUUUAUGUCAGCUACUGGGUCGUGUUUUUGACUUUGUACACUGUCCUCAUUAUGAAGUGUGGCAGGAGGAAGAAAGGACAGCAGUAUGACAUGGUUCUUGACGUAUAGUAUUUCCCAGUGCCCUUCAUCCUUUUCUACGUUUACAUUAAAGACAGACUGCUAUCUGAAAGUGGACCUUCCACAGGAAGUGACGCUGUGAGGAGACAUUGCUGCUGUGACUGUCAUCAAGAGUAUUCCUUUAAGAUGAUAAAGGAAAACCUUUUGAUAUGUGAGCUUUGACAGUCUUGAUGUUUUAGUAUUCCACCAUCAGAUGACAAUUUCUUUGCACUUUUACGUUCACUCUCGUUAUGCAUAUUGCUUGACAUUGAACUUUUAAGGAACAAAAUACCUCAGUGGUUGUCUUAGCAUUGUGUGUUUGAAAUAGAGUCUGUUGAGACUGUUUUUUAUGUAAUUUAUGAUUUUAUUUUUUAAAUUUUAGUUUGUUUGAUAUAUAUAAAAUAUAUAAUGUAUACAUUUUAGACUGAAAUCCAAAACUGAAUUUGUGCUGUACUUUUAUUUGCAUAAUGUAUUUUAUUGCCUUUUUUAUAGAUCUUUUUUUUUCUAAUUAUCACCAAAGAUUCUCUAUUUUCAUUAAAUAUGAGGAAAUGUAUUGUUUUAAGACUUGCCUAUCUGACCAAAAUGUGAAAAUAAGGAGCUGGAUUUGUCUCUGUGAUGACAGCAAUAAAAGGCAAAUCUAUUGAUAAGUUAUUCAUUUUCUUUGACAAUAAGGGCGAAAAACCUGUGUUAUUAUAAGUACAUGGGGGAAAGACCAGUCUAUUUAUAUGGUUUGUAGCUUUAUUACGUGAUUGUUAGCGAAAUAAUAUUUGUAAUAUAAAAAUAUCAUUUGCUGGUUUGAUUGAAUGUUUUGGGUCACACUUUAUUUUGAUGGUUCGUUUGUUGAAUUUAGGUUCUUCUCAUUAGUAAUUCACAUUAGGUAAUAAGUAGACUGUUAGGUUGGGGUUAGGGUUGACAUGUACUUGCAAAGUUUCUUAUAGUCAGUUAAAUGUCUGUUGAAGAAGCAGUAUCAACAGAUAUUAAGCAGGCAGUCUACUAAUACUCAAAUGGACCAUCAAAAUAAAGUGUUACCAUGUUUUGAACAUAAUCUAUGCAAUAUUAGCAUGUGCCAAUGUCAAAUUGCAAUGCAAAUUCUCAAGAAAAAGUGACACAGGAACAUUUGCACAUGCACACACAAACAUACAUUGGUAUUUGUGGUUUACAGGGACUCUUCACAGGCAUAACAGUAGUUACAGUAAAAAAAACAUGUAUUAUAUAAGCCUAUUCACACCUAUCCCAUUAAUCCAACCCAUACAGGAAACCUGUGGCAAAUAUUGAAUGUGAAAAGUCCCCAAAAAGUAUGAUUAUUAAGUAUUUUGAAUUACAAGUACACAUUUUCUCAUAAACCACCGUAAUAGAACUCCCUAUCCUUGUAUGAUAAAACCUGUGCACAAAGGCACAGAUACCUUGUGACUGUGGUAACACUUUACAAUAACAGUAUAUGAAAAAAAGGAUGUGUUAAUAUGUAAACUAAUCAUUACUUUAAUAUGAACUAAUGAUGAGUUAAUGCAUGCGCUAAUCAUGAACUAACUUUAACUACAACAUGAGUCACAUGAGUUCAUGUGUGAAUAACGGCUACCUUAGCUACUUGUUAGUACAUGAUUGUUUGUUAAUUAAUGUGUUAAUUAUUACAUUAGUUUAUGUUCAAUUUAACCGUCAUGAACUCAUGAUAUGUUAAAGUUUAAUUAUAUCAUGAAUUUUCCAACACAAUCUCACGGCAAUUCGUAACUUUUUGAUUUAAUGGCCAAUUCGUAUGAAUUCGUACGAUCUAAUUCGUACAUUUUCGUACGAUUUGCUCUUCCCCCAAUGACGGUUGGGUUUAGGGGUGGGGUUAGGUGUUACGCCUCCUUUUUAAAAUCGUACAAUUUCGUACGACUAAACUCAUACAAAUUUGUGCGAAUUACCCACUAAACGGACAAAACGUAAAAUACUUACGUUUUCUCGUGAGAUCAGGCUGGAAUUUUCUUGGAGGGGCUUCAUUAACCUAUUCUUAACAACUCAUGAACUACUCAUGAACUCUAUCUAGUGCAUAUACACUGAAUAACAAUAAAAAAGUGUUCUGUCAACAUCACCAUGAACAGUUUAAACACAGGAGUUCAUGAGUAAAUAAGGAUGAGUUAAUGAUGAUAUGCCCCUCCAAGUAAAGUCAUGACAUAAUUAACAGCUCAUGAGUUCUUGAUGGUUACAUUUAGCUUAAACUUAAAUGUUAAUUAAUACAUCAGUUAACCGGUAAUACAUUAAAGGUAACCGAUAUUCACACAUGAACUAUUGUGACUCAAGAUGUAGUCAAAGUUAGUCCAUGAUUAGCGCACUCCUUAAUUUAUCAUUAAUUCAUAAUAAUGUUUAGUUUACAUAUUAAUACAUUAUUAUCCAUGUACUGUUGUUGAAAAAUGUUACUGUGACUAUUGUUGUUUCAUACAAGCUUUUGUAAUCCAUCAGCGUUUGCAUUGCUUAUCCAGUAAUACCAAACCUGAAAUUCCAAGUAUCACCAUGCCUUAAUAUCCUGUAAAAAACUUGAUUUUAUUUAUUGAAUGUGAAAAGACCCCAAAAAGUAUGAUUACUAAGCAUUUUUAAUUACAAGGACACUAGACAUUUUCUCAUAAACCACUGUAAUAGAGUACAACCCCCUGUCAUUAUAUAAUAAAACCUGUAAACCACACACACACAAAGGCACCGAUAACUAGUGACUGUUGUUGUUUCAUAACCUUUUGUAAUCCAUCAGCAUUUGAAAAGCUUUUCCAGUGAUACCAACCCUGAUUUCCAAGUAUCACCAUGCCUUAAUAUCCUGGAAAAGCCUUGAUUUUAUUUACCAGCAUCAUUUUUUAAUGUUUACCAAAUGUUUUAGAAUGUAAUGGUUUGCAUUAUAUACAAAGAAAGAGGCAAGAUUUGAUAAUAAGUAUAGUAAUUUUGUAUUUCAAUAAACUAUUGAUUGUAAUUGAUGAGGGCUUUUUUAAGACAGUGUUGUCAUAAAGCACUUUUGUGUUUGUGCCAAAUAAUAAAAAAGUACAUUAUAA